AUGGGUGGAAACGGCGUGGACGAGUACUUCAUCAAACUCACAGCACCAGAAGAAAACUGUCUCAACUGUGUUAAGCCAGUGAGGGGCCCAGAUGUUAGACUUGAUACAGAGAAACUCAAAGAUCUCAAUAUAACAGUAACAAUUGAAGCAGGAAAACCAGUUGAUGCUACCCAAGCUGCUAAAAUGAUGGACAACAUGGCCAACCUUGCCGCCACCAUCAAUGUAUCUUCAGCUGAACUGAAUGUGGGAGAAGGAGUCACGGGUAUCUUAAAGAGAGAAACGGACCCCACGAGCAUAGACAAUGUCUUCUUUGCUUAUAAGUCUCCAAAUGACAGUAUAAGUAUUAUAGACAACACAGAUACUAUGGCCACAUUUUCAAGAUCAGUUACAGUGCCAAAAGAAGCAUUUGAAAAAGCUUUCAGUUCGAAUGUUAGUGUCGCAUUUGCAGUUCUUAUGCGAUUCACCAAUCUGGCCAAGGAUGCAAAGAACAGCAUGGUUUUAGGUAAUGAGGUUUUAGCAGUUGAAAUGGGAGCCAAUAUCACCAAUCUCACAGACAAAAUAAACAUCAAUUUUCAGAAUUUGACAUACAAAGGAAUUCCAUCUUGUCAAUCAUGGGAUGGUCAAGGAAGCCGACCAAACUGGACCAGUGACGGAUGUCUGACAAUACAAAAUGGAGAGAACAUUACAUGCCAGUGUUCCCAUUUGACAUUUUUUGCUAUCUUAAUGGCUCCUCCAAAUGAAACCGUUUCUAGUUCUAACCUGAACAAUCUCACCAUCAUCACUCAAGUUGGCUGUGGCUUGUCCAUGUUCUUCCUCGGCAUAGUCUUCUAUAUGCACUUCUUUCAAAGGGAGAUCAAGACCAGUGACACCACAUGGAUUCUCAUUCAUCUGAUGUCAGCCACGUUCCUGCUUGACUUCUCCUUUCUGAUCAACAACUAUGUGGCAAACCUGAACAACACCGUGGGUUGUACAAUCAUGGCAGCUUUCAUGCACUACUUUUUGUUGGCGACUUUCACUUGGUUUGCUAUCCAGGCCUUCCACCUCUGGCUGCAGCUGUACAUGGGGGGCAAAAUUGUUAUCCGCCACUACAUACUGAAAGUCUCAAUUACCGCUUGGGUACUACCCUGUGUAAUUGGGAUUAUCCUGGUCAUCAUGGGAAAAUAUGGUGAAGAAAGUGUUUACACUAAUGACACUAAAGAAAAAGUGUCCAUGUGCUGGAUAACAGACAGGAACGUCCACUACAUUGUCAACAUAGCCUACUAUGCGGUGGUCUUCCUCUUCACUUUUACGACCUUCAUCAUCAUACUGUCCUGGUUCUUUUGUCUUAAGAGAACCAGAACAGGCAACAUUAGCAACGCCAGCAGAAGUGGCAAAAAUAUUGUAACCAUCCUCGGACUGUGUUGCAUUCUGGGUAUCACAUGGGGAUUUGCCUUCUUUGCAUACGGUGCCCUCCAGAUCCCUUCCUACUAUAUUUUCACAACCCUCAAUUCUUUCCAAGGUUUCUUCCUGUUUGUCUACUAUUACAACACCAGACACUCCGGAGAGAGAAACAGUGGCAAGAAACACCAUGAAACCACCACCAACACACUUACAACCAGCGUGGACAGCUUUGAGAACCCCUACACGGAAAUGCCAGCAAAACAAUAA
Messenger RNA from Micropterus dolomieu (smallmouth bass), 1647 nucleotides. Its product is annotated as adhesion G-protein coupled receptor G2-like. The record is from RefSeq and is a predicted model, not a curated record. NCBI's taxonomy places the organism in Eukaryota, Metazoa, Chordata, Actinopteri, Centrarchiformes, Centrarchidae. Gene Ontology annotation, biological process: adenylate cyclase-activating G protein-coupled receptor signaling pathway; cell surface receptor signaling pathway. The coding region runs from base 1 to 1647 and encodes 548 amino acids. Gene Ontology annotation, cellular component: membrane. The transcript is spliced from 12 exons. Gene Ontology annotation, molecular function: G protein-coupled receptor activity.